Messenger RNA from Oryza sativa Japonica Group (Japanese rice), 1595 nucleotides. RefSeq names its product polyadenylate-binding protein-interacting protein 11. Gene Ontology annotation, molecular function: RNA binding. NCBI's taxonomy places the organism in Eukaryota, Viridiplantae, Streptophyta, Magnoliopsida, Poales, Poaceae. The record is from RefSeq and is a predicted model, not a curated record.
AAAAAGGCAAAGCUCCUUCCUUCUCCUCUGUCUCCUCCUCUCUAGAGAGAGAAACAGAAAAAAGGAGGAGACUAGGGCUCUGCUCCUCCCCCUGCGCCGGUUGGUCGGAGCUCUGCCUCCUCCUGAUUCUGCUGUCCCCUCCCCUCCCCGAUCCACCUCCUCCUCCAUCUCCUUCUCCUCCCGCCGAUCCGAUGCGUCAUCACUAGCCUCCCCUCCCGCGCUUCCACCAACCACUGCCCCUCCACCCUCACCUCGUGGUUUGGUAAUUUGGUUGGCCGCUUGUCCCCUUCCAUCCACCGAUCCACCUUCCCGUUGCUGCGGGGAUGGCCGUCGUCGAGACCUCCGCCGACCACGCCGCGCCUCCGCCGCCCGAGGGGGACGCCGGGGAGAGGGAGAUGCGGGAUCUGGAGGACCUGCUCUCCAAGCUCAACCCCAUGGCCGAGGAGUUCGUCCCGCCUUCCCUCGCCGCCGCCUCCCCCACCGCCUACGCCUACUACCCCACCCCCACCCCCUCCCACGUCUUCCCCGCCGUCGAUGGCCUCGCCGGACCCCGACCCAGGAAGAAGGGCGGAGGAGGAGGUGGAGGAGGAGGGUUCGGUGGCCAGGGCCACGCCGGGAAGCGCCGGAUGAACAGCCGCACCAGCAUGGCGCAGCGCGACGAGGUCAUCCGCCGCACCGUCUACGUCUCCGACAUCGAUCACCAGGUCACUGAAGAGCAAUUGGCAGCACUAUUUAUCAACUGUGGACAGGUUGUGGACUGUCGUAUGUGUGGGGAUCCGAAUUCUGUUCUUCGUUUUGCUUUCAUAGAGUUCACUGAUGAGGAGAGUGCAAGGGCUGCUCUAAAUUUGUCGGGAACCGUGCUUGGAUAUUAUCCUGUCAGGGUGCUGCCAUCAAAAACUGCGAUUGCACCUGUUAACCCAACAUUUCUGCCCAGGUCCGAUGAUGAGCGUGAGAUGUGUGCAAGGACUAUUUACUGCACAAACAUUGACAAGAAGGUCUCUCAGGCAGAUGUGAAAUUGUUCUUCGAGUCGAUAUGUGGAGAGGUAUAUCGGCUGAGGUUGCUUGGUGACUACCAUCAUUCUACUCGCAUUGCCUUUGUGGAGUUUGUGAUGGCUGAAAGUGCCACUGCUGCUCUCAACUGCAGUGGUGUCAUACUGGGUUCCUUGCCAAUAAGGGUGAGCCCCUCAAAGACUCCCGUGCGUCCCCGUGCACCUCGCCAGCUGAUGCACUAGGUGUUGUAGGUACAGGAGGUGCUGAUGGCACUGCUUAUAUAUAGAGAUAGACAUAUAUGAAAGAGAAGUUACGAUAUAUGUCUUUUGUUUUAUCUGCUCGGCCUUCUUUUUACUGUACCGUUAGUAAGUAUCUACACUUGCAACGGAGGGGGGAAACCGUUACCGGGUUUGGUCUUUUUCUUUUUUACCUUGCACAUAGCGCUUCUUAGAAGCGGGCCUGACGCUUUUGUCCUUGAUGCAGCAAGGCAAAACUCCUGGACUUUUGUCGCUGUUCAGUUGUUUGCUGUGUCUUGUUUGCUACUGAGAACCUGAUGAACUCGUUACCUGAAAAUGGAGACUUAUCGUUAUGCUGUACAUUUGCCA